CCUCUUCCUUUGAGUCUGACAGACUUCUGCCUCCUACUUCUCUUUUUCUGUCCUUCCUAGCUUUGGUAGCUUCCUUGAAGUGGCUCAGUGGUGCUUGCAGCCUCACGGUUCCUGCUGCCUCCAGCUAUGAAUCACAGAAUCCUUCUACUAACAGCCUUGGCCUUAUGUCAUGGGUUCAACCUGGACACAGAAAAAGCAGUCAUCUUCCAAAACAACGCAAGGGGCUUCGGGCAGAGCGUGGUCCAGAUUCAGGGAUCCCGGCUGGUGGUUGGAGCCCCCCAGGAGGUAAAGGCUGCUAAUCAAACAGGCGGCCUCUACCAGUGUGACUACAGCACGGGCAGGUGUGAGGCCAUCCCCCUGCAGGUUCCCCCAGAGGCUGUGAACAUGUCCCUGGGCUUGUCUCUUGCAUUUGCUGCCAACCCUUUCCGGCUGCUGGCCUGUGGCCCCACAAUGCACCAAAUUUGCAAGGAGAACACCUAUGCAAAUGGCUUUUGCUUCUUGUUUGGAUCCAAUCUACUCCAGCAACCCAGGAGGAUCCCAGAGGCCCUCAGAGGGUGCCCUGAGCAAGACAGUGACAUUGCCUUUUUGAUUGACGGCUCUGGUAGCAUCGACCCAAUAGACUUUGAGCGGAUGAAGAGGUUUGUCUCAACUGUGAUGAGUCAAUUCCAAAAGUCCAAAACCUUGUUCUCUCUGAUGCAGUACUCGGACGACUUCCAGACUCACUUCACCUUCAAUGAUUUCAAGAGAAACCCUGUCCCGGAAUUACUGGUGAGGCCAAUAAGACAGCUGUUUGGGAGGACGCACACGGCCACGGGGAUCCGCAAAGUAGUAAGAGAACUGUUUCACAGCAGCAGUGGAGCCCGGAAUCAUGCCAUUAAGAUCAUGAUUGUCAUCACAGAUGGGGAAAAAUAUCUCGAUCCUUUGGAGUAUAGUGAUGUCAUCCCUGAAGCUGAUAGAAAAAAGAUCAUUCGCUACGUCAUUGGGGUGGGAGAUGCUUUUAGGAGUAGGAAAUCUCUAAAGGAGCUCGAUACUAUUGCAUCUAAGCCCCCUGCUGACCACGUGUUCCAGGUGAAUAACUUCGAAGCUCUGAAGACCAUUCAGAACCAGCUUCAGGAAAAGAUCUUUGCGAUUGAGGGCACGCAGACAGGAAGCACCAGUUCCUUUGAGCAUGAGAUGUCUCAGGAAGGUUUCAGUGCUGCCUUCACCUCCGAUGGUCCCUUGCUGGGUGCUGUGGGGAGCUUUGACUGGGCUGGUGGAGCCUUUCUGCAUACAUCAAAGGAUAAAAUCACUUUCAUCAAUACAACCAGGAUAGAUUCAGACAUGAAUGAUGCUUAUUUGGGUUAUGCUGUCGAAGUCACCUCGCGGAACCGGGUGCAAAACCUGUUUCUGGGAGCACCUCGAUAUCAGCACAUUGGCCUGGUGGUGAUAUUCAGACAGAAUGCAGGUGUUUGGCAGAAAAGCACUGAAAUCAAGGGAAGCCAGAUUGGCUCCUACUUUGGGGCCUCCCUCUGCUCCGUGGAUGUCAACAGAGAUGGCAGCUCCGACCUGGUCCUCAUUGGGGCCCCCCAUUUUUAUGAGCAGAUGCGAGGGGGCCAGGUGUCCCUGUGCCCCUUUCCCCGGGGGAGAGCUAAGUGGCAGUGUGAUGCUGUCCUGCGAGGGGAGCCGGGCCACCCCUGGGGCCGCUUUGGGGCAGCCCUGACAGCGCUGGGGGAUGUGAAUGGGGACAGGCUGGUGGAUGUGGCCAUUGGGGCCCCGGGAGAGCAGGAGAACCAGGGUGCUGUCUACCUGUUCCAUGGAACCUCAGAACUGGGCAUCAGCCCCUCUCACAGCCAGCGGAUCACAGGCUCACAGAUCUCCCCCAGGCUUCAGUAUUUUGGGCAGUCACUGAGCGGGGGCCAGGACCUCACAAUGGAUGGACUGGUAGACUUGGCUGUCGGGGCUCAGGGGCAUGUGCUGCUGCUCAGGUCACAGCCUGUGCUGAAAGUUGAGGCGACGAUGGAGUUCACACCCAAGGAAGUGAAGAGGAACGUGUAUGAGUGUCGUGACCCAGUGGUAAAAGGCCAGAUUGCUGGGCAGGUCAAAGUCUGCCUCCAAGUUCGCAAGAGCACAUGGGACCGACUGGGAGAAGGAGAUACCCAGAGCACUAUCACCUAUGACCUGGCUCUGGACCCAGGUCGCCCCCAUUCCCUGGCCAUCUUUGAUGAGACACAGAACAGCACACGCAGACGUGUAGAGACGCUGAGGCUGAGUCAGAAAUGCGAGACCCUGAAGCUCCGGUUACUGGAUUGUGUGGAGGACUCAGUGACCCCCAUUGCUCUGCGCCUCAACUUCUCUCUGGUGGGGGAGCCUGCACACAAUUAUGGGGGCCUCAGGCCAGUGCUGGCUGUGGACGCUCUGAGACUCUUCACAGCCUCGCUUCCCUUUGAGAAGAACUGUGGCAACGACACCGUCUGCCAGGAUGACCUCAGCAUCACCUUCAAUUUUAUGGACCUGGACACCCUGGUGGUGGGUGGACCCCGGGACUUGAACGUGACGGUGACUGUGAGAAACGAGGGCGAGGACUCCUACAGAACUCAGGUCACCUUCUUUUACCCGUCUGGCUUGUCCUACCGGAGGGUGUCAAGCAGCCAGAACCAGCGCUCACAACGAUUCUGGCGCCUGAGCUGUGAGUCUGAUGUCUCCACCGAAGGGUCUGGAAUCUUGAAGAGAACCAGCUGUGGCAUAAACCACCCCAUUUUCCCAGACAACUCGGAGAUCACCUUUAAUGUCACAUUUGACGUGAAUCCUGACACUUACUUUGGAAACAAGCUACUUCUCAAGACCAAUGUUACCAGUGAGAACAACAUGCCGGGGAACAACAAAACUCAAUUCCAGCUGGAGCUGCCUGUGAAAUAUGCUGUGUAUAUGGUGGUCACCAGCCUUGAGGCCUCCACCAAAUAUCUCAACUUCACAGCCUCAGAGAAGACCAUACACGCUAUGGAGCAUCAGUAUCAGUUCAACAACCUGGGCCGGAAGAAACUGCCCAUCAGUGUGGUCUUCUGGAUCCCCAUCCAGCUGAACAAGGUGACCGUGUGGUCCCAGCCCCAGGUCACCUUCUCCCAGGACGUGUCCAGUGGAUGUAACACCACAGAGGUUGCCCCUCGUCACUCUGACUUCCUGGCGGAGCUUAAGAAGAGCCCAGUGCUGAACUGCUCCGUUGCUGUCUGCCAGAGAAUCCAGUGUGCCAUCCCAUCCUUUGGCAUCCAGGAGGAGUUCAAGGUCACCCUCAAGAGCAACUUCUCAUUUGACUGGUACAUCAAGACUUCACACAACCACCUUCAAGUUGUGAGCAAAGCGGAGAUCUUAUUUGAUGAGUCAGAGUUCACCCUGCUUCCAGGGCAGGAUGCAUUUGUGGUGGCCCAGACAGAGACCAAGGUGGAGUCCUACGAAGUACAUAACCCUGUCCCGCUGAUUGUGGGCAGCUCAGUAGGGGGGCUUGUGCUCCUGGCCCUCAUCUCUGCUGGUCUGUACAAGCUCGGCUUCUUCAAACGACAGUACAAGGACAUGAUGACUGAACCUGGUCCCGAUGUGGAUACCCUCCAGUAACAGCUCCUUCCCCACAAGUGGCCUCCCUUGCAGCAGACAGGACGUGAUGGGACCAAAGAGCGGGUGCCCAGGCUGCUGGAUGGACACCUCUGUUAGGAAAUCGGGGCUGUGACGUUUCACUCAGGAGCGACCUGCUUGGGUUGCCAUUCUCAUCCGUGUGCACAGGCAUGUGUGUGUGUAUGUGUGUGUGUGUGCACAUGCAUGAGUGUGAGUUGUGUGUGUGGCUUAGAUUGCUCUUGAACCAAGAUAAGUGCCUUCAGCACAAGGUCUGGGGCCAAAGGGGGUUGCUUGGGCUUCCUUGUGUGGGGGUGAAGGUGCCACUGGUUCUUCCUUGGGGGCAGAGGUGAUGGUAGCUCUUGCGGGUGAACACAGAGGGAAGGCCAACAGAUCCUCCCGCGCUUUCCCCUGAAGGAAGUAGGACCUACUUUGGUGGGUGAGCCUGCAGGCUGGCAGGAGCCCAAGCAGCUGGGGCUGAGCCCGCCAGCAGGAGCCUGUCUGACCAUUCCACACUAGAGCUGAUAUGUUCAGUGCACAAAGGUGUACCUCUCUUUGUGUAUUCACUUAUUUAUUAUUUUAAUGGUACUUUUAUUUUUUGAAUAGAUGAACCUGUCUGUAGUAUCAAAGUCAAAAAAUGUGUAAAGGUGUAUGAUGAAAAGGUUCUCCUUUCCACCCUGAUCUCCCGGCCAUUCAGGUCUCUUGUAAAGGGUAGUCCAGGUUAUGUGUUUGGAGGUCUCCUUUGCUAAGAUUCUUUUUUUUUUUUUUUAAAUCUCUUUUUAUACAAUGAUUCUAGGGAUAUGCAAACACAUACACAAAUUUUUUACACAAAUGGCAGCAUGCAUUAUUUAUACUGUUCUACAUCUUGCCUUUUUCAUGAAUAUGGCUCUGACAUUGUUUUUUUUAUCAAGAUGUAAAGUACGUUCUCAUUCUUUUAUAUAGUGGCUCUGUAUUCUACUAUGUGGGUGGAUCCUAAGCCUGGGAGGUACAUUGUUUCCAAUCUCACAGUGACAAAAAUGGUGGAUUAAUAAAUUGAAUGUAUGUGG
Messenger RNA from Bubalus bubalis (water buffalo), 4625 nucleotides. Its product is annotated as integrin alpha-M. The record is from RefSeq and is a predicted model, not a curated record. Gene Ontology annotation, biological process: cell adhesion mediated by integrin; cell-matrix adhesion; integrin-mediated signaling pathway. NCBI's taxonomy places the organism in Eukaryota, Metazoa, Chordata, Mammalia, Artiodactyla, Bovidae. The transcript is spliced from 30 exons. Gene Ontology annotation, cellular component: external side of plasma membrane; integrin complex. Gene Ontology annotation, molecular function: integrin binding. Bases 127 to 3585 code for a protein of 1152 amino acids.